Messenger RNA from Plasmodium cynomolgi strain B, 2196 nucleotides. RefSeq lists its product as hypothetical. The coding region runs from base 1 to 2196 and encodes 731 amino acids. The record is from RefSeq and is a predicted model, not a curated record. Gene Ontology annotation, biological process: proteolysis; peptide metabolic process. The transcript is spliced from 2 exons. Gene Ontology annotation, molecular function: metalloendopeptidase activity. Gene Ontology annotation, cellular component: mitochondrion. NCBI's taxonomy places the organism in Eukaryota, Apicomplexa, Aconoidasida, Haemosporida, Plasmodiidae.
AUGAACUCAGGAAGGAAGUUCAUUAUAAAUAAAUGCAUUUUUCUCAUUUUUUCGAAAAUAUCGCCUAUGUUAUGUGGGGCGGAAAAAAGAAAACUGCAUGACGAAAUUGUGGAGCACGUAAAGAGUUCCAAGCUGAUCAACUAUCCUGUAGACAAAACAUGCAUAAAUUUAUUUUACAUAUCGAAAGAAAUUGACAAGCUGAUCAGUGCGCGAAGUGCAUUCGUAUCGGGGGGUGACCAGAAAAGAAGCCACAUCACUCUGCAGAGCUGCUUAAAUUUGUAUUACUUCCUAAUCACAUCUGCAAAGUUGAAGAAGAUCACUUUUUUGCACAGGAAAGUUCUUGAAUAUGUGGAGCAAAGAAUUGCCACGAGUCUACAAAUCAAGGGGGUCGAAAGUGCGGAUGAGAAAUACAUUCCGUAUAGUAUCCACAUAAAAAAUGAGAAAUCGGUUAGCCACUUGGUGGCCGAGCUGAGCACAGACUGCGCUGCGUAUUUGAAGAAAAUCAACGGCGUUAAGAUAAGAUACCUAACAAUAGACAGAAACCAAAUAAAGAUAGACGAAGAAUGGAAGCAGAAACACCAGUGCGCAUUUAACAGAAAGAAGCUAAAAAUUCCGAUAAGUAAGCACAACUAUGAAUUUAUUUUAAACGGAGUAACAGAACCGGCGUUAAGGGAAAAGGUGUUGACUCUUCUUAACAGCCCUUAUGAAAAUAAAGGCAUAAAUAGAGACGUAAUAAAAAUUCUGAGGAAGAGGUACGAUGUAGCGACGAAGCUUGGGUAUAGAAACUGGGUACACUAUUCAAUGUCUCAUUUCACAAGUGAGAAAGGGAAGUACGAAAAAUUAAGGGACUUCUUUAAUUUAGUCAAGGGGAAGGUGGAUAGAGAUUAUGCACGUGUGAGUGCUAACAUGGGGAAGUUACUCAGUUCGUCAGCUGAGGGGGUCAGUCAGCCGAGCGAUCGAUAUGGCCUGCACCAGGACAGACGCGAAUUGCGACGUGAUAGAAUCUCCCCUCUUCGUGAUAAACCCACCAUGCACGACUGGAGCUACUACUACAACAAAAGUGUGAACAAGUUAGACGAAUAUUUCGUGAAUACCUUCUUCCCUCACGGGCACGUAUGGAAGAACUUCAUCGAAAUAGUUUCGCGCAUUUACAAUUUCUCCUAUGAGGAGGUGCAGGAGAAGGGUGUCACGAAGAAGUGGCCCAAGGGGAGUCUCGUGUAUAGGAUUGAGCGGAGGAGUGGUAACCAUUGCAUCGGUGCCAAUACACACUUAAACGAAUCACUAGUACGAAGUCGAGUUGGAGAGAGUCCCAGAAGGGAAGUCCCCUCCGGUGAUAGUCUGCUAGGCUAUAUGUACAUAGUACCCUACAUAGAAAUAACGAUUAAGGAUUAUUUUAGAGUCCCCUCAAUGAACUGCCUAUCGAACACCUGCCUGAUAUCUACAGGGCAUGUAGUGGUGGAUUAUAAAUUUAUUGGGACUAUGCCAAUAGAAAAAAAACUGUUCAGUUGUUCAGAAAUUCUAACCCUAUUUCAUGAAUUUGGACAUGCUUAUCAUUUGUUAUUAUUAUCAAGGAGAUAUGGUUUAUAUCAGUUUUCGAACAUGCCAUUGGAUUAUGCGGAGUUUUUUUCUCACAUGAAUGAACACCUGGUGAAUAACUUCAGUGUGUUACACGCUUUAUCAAAUAAGGCAGAUAAUAAUUCCAAAAUAAAUGAAGACAUAUUCAAGUCGAUUAAAUUUGACUCUUCUCGGUUGGCUAACAUUUACACGCAUGCAGUGAUAGAUUACGAGAUCCAUGAUUUAAACCCUUACGAUUUUUUUGCCAACCAUUUGGAUGACAAUCGUGGUGAAGUUGCACAUGACCGUGCAUAUGGCGAUGAUUCGUUAGUCCCUUUUUACAACCUCAUUGGAAGUUACCUUCCGUACAAAAUUGGAUCUAGCUAUUCCAUACACUCGACAAGCUUCCCGUAUCAUUUUUCUUGUUAUUAUGCGGGCUCUGUUUUGAGCUACUUAUUGGCUGAGAUGCGGGUCCUCAUGAACAUAUCGACUGCUGACUUGUCCAUCAAGCGGAACAGUUCUCUGGUUGCUUUUCAGAAAAAGUUUUACGCCAUUGUGGCACAGGAUUUUAUUGGCUCGUCCGGUUGGCCUGGCUCCUCCGUGAUCGACUGCGCGCUGGCCAACAGGAAUUUGCUGGCCUGA